Molecule: messenger RNA, 992 nt
Organism: Drosophila innubila
Lineage: Eukaryota; Metazoa; Arthropoda; Insecta; Diptera; Drosophilidae
Gene: Rrp42
Product: exosome complex exonuclease RRP42
Exons: 5
Coding region: 79-969 (296 amino acids)
Biological process (GO): U4 snRNA 3'-end processing; nuclear polyadenylation-dependent mRNA catabolic process; nuclear mRNA surveillance
Cellular component (GO): cytoplasmic exosome (RNase complex); nuclear exosome (RNase complex)
Source: RefSeq, a predicted model, not a curated record
GUCAUCCACAUGUUGACUUUGUUUUGAUUCAGUUUAAAGCAAUUUUCUUCUACUUCAAGCGAGUGUUUAUUGAAAGGAAUGGCAUACGUUGCGCUCAGUGAAGCAGAGAAAACCUUUAUAUUACAUGGCGUUGAAGAGGAUUUACGCUGUGAUGGACGUUCUCGUCGAGAUUACCGGCCAAUGGAGCUGGAAACUGGUCUGGUCAGCAAUGCCAGUGGCUCAGCACGCCUGCGAUUGGCAAAUACGGAUAUUUUAGUUGGCGUUAAAACAGAAAUUGAUGUGCCAAACCCAUUAACUCCUGAAUUUGGCAAACUGGAGUUCUUUGUCGACUGCUCUGCGAAUGCAACACCAGAGUUUGAAGGCCGUGGUGGCUCAGAUUUAGCCCAAGAAUUGAUACUGUCCCUUCAAAACGCCUACGAAUCGCCGUUGGCCUUCGAUUAUCGCACCUUGUGCCUAAUUCCGGGUCAGCAAUGUUGGAAACUGUACAUAGACAUUCUGAUCCUCGAAUGUGGUGGCAAUCUGCAUGACGCUGUCUCCCUGGCUGCCAAGGCAGCUCUCUACAACACAAAGUUGCCCCGGGUUACGGCUACUCUGCUGGAUGCCGGCGUUACGGACCUAAUAAUAUCAGAUAAUCCGUACGAUUGCACACGGAUAGGCAUUGAUGCGGUGCCUCUGCUAGUUACAGUGUGCAAAAUUGGUGAUUACUGUCUGGUAGAUCCAACUGCAGAGGAGGAAGUCUGCAGUGCAGUCAGCAUGGUUGUAUCCGUCUCCAUGCGCAAUGAUACAGCAUAUCUCUCCGGCACACAUAUGACUGGCGGCGGUUCUAUGCACAGGGAUACCAUGCUGAACUGCAUUCAACUUGGUCUCUCCAUGGGUGAGCAACUGAACAAGUUGCUGGUAAAGAUGCUUAAAUCUGAGGAAGACCGUGUGGGACCCAAGCGACCCAAGACGGUCGGGUUUCUUAAAUAAAUGCACAUUGAUUUGGUAUGAAA